Messenger RNA from Neogale vison (American mink), 738 nucleotides. RefSeq names its product synaptonemal complex protein 3 (gene SYCP3). Gene Ontology annotation, biological process: spermatid development; meiotic cell cycle. The record is from RefSeq and is a predicted model, not a curated record. Gene Ontology annotation, cellular component: synaptonemal complex. NCBI's taxonomy places the organism in Eukaryota, Metazoa, Chordata, Mammalia, Carnivora, Mustelidae. The coding region runs from base 28 to 738 and encodes 236 amino acids. The transcript has 8 exons.
UUUAUUUAAAUCAGAAAACAUCUAAAUAUGGUGCCCUCUGGAAGAAAACAUACAGGGAAAUCUGGGAAGACAUCAGUGGAGGAUCAGGUUGUAAGAGCCUAUGACUUUGAGAAGGAAGAUAAAAAAGAUCUGAGUGGUUCAGAGGAGGAUGUUACCGAAGGGAAAACUCCAGUAAUUGAGAAGCAUGGGAAGAAAAGGACUUCUGCAGCAGUGUUUGAAGAUAUGGGGGGUGAAGUACAAAAUAUGCUGGAAAGAUUUGGAGCUGACAUUAACAAGGCUCUUCUUGCCAAGAGAAAAAGACUGGAAUUAUAUACCAAAGCGUCUCUCAAAACUAGUAACCAGAAAAUUGAACAUGUCUGGAAAACCCAGCAAGAGCAAAGGCAGAAGCUUAACCAAGAAUAUUCUCAGCAAUUUCUGGCUUUGUUUCAGCAGUGGGAUAUAGAUGUGCAGAAAGCUGAGGAACAAGAAGAAAAACUAGCCAACAUGUUUCGACAGCAACAAAAGGUUUUUCAACAAUCUAGAAUUGUUCAGAGCCAGAGACUGAAAACAAUUAGACAGUUAUAUGAGCAGUUCAUAAAGAGUAUGGAGGACUUGGAGAAGAAUCACGAUAGUCUACUUACUGGUGCACAAAAUGAACUUAGAAAAGAAAUGGCUAUGUUGCAAAAAAAAAUUAUGAUGGAAACUCAGCAGCAAGAGAUGGCAAGUGUUCGAAAGUCUCUUCAGUCCAUGUUAUUCUGA